This is a messenger RNA of Cololabis saira (Pacific saury), 3089 nucleotides long. RefSeq names its product arylsulfatase H (gene arsh). NCBI's taxonomy places the organism in Eukaryota, Metazoa, Chordata, Actinopteri, Beloniformes, Belonidae. The record is from RefSeq and is a predicted model, not a curated record. Gene Ontology annotation, molecular function: arylsulfatase activity. The coding region runs from base 40 to 1848 and encodes 602 amino acids. The transcript is spliced from 11 exons.
GAGGCGGGGCUUGUGCAGGACAGAGUGGCACUCACAAGCAUGAGGUCCUCCCUGCUGGCACCUCUGCUUCUCUCCCUGGUCCUGGCAGCAGGAAGGGAUGUCACAGGGGAAAAGGUGGAGAAAAAGGUGGAGAAGAAGCCCAACUUUGUCCUGAUGAUGGUGGAUGACCUGGGUAUAGGUGAUAUCGGCUGCUAUGGUAAUGAUACCAUCAGGACUCCUAACAUCGACAGGCUUGCUUCAGAGGGGGUGAAGCUGACCCAGCACGUUGCAGCUGCUCCUCUCUGCACCCCGAGCCGAGCCGCUUUUAUGACGGGCCGUUAUGCUAUUCGCUCAGGAAUGGGCAGUACAGGUCGUGUCCAGGUGUUGCUGUUCCUUGGAGGUUCAGGGGGGCUUCCACCCAGUGAGACGACCUUUGCCAAGAGGCUGCAGCAGCAAGGAUACACCACUGGUCUCAUAGGUAAAUGGCACCUGGGUGUGAGCUGUGAGAGCAGAGGAGAUCACUGUCAUCAUCCCAACCAGCAUGGUUUCAGCUACUUUUAUGGGCUUCCGUUCACGCUGUUUAAUGACUGCGUCUCAGGAGAAGGAUCCGAUGUGCUGAAAGAUCUUCAGGAAGCUCUAAGGAAUCUCACCCUGCUGCUUCUAAUUGGGAUUUUCACAAUAGUGUGUGUCCGUGUAAUGGGUCUUCUUGAAGUCAGCCUCUGGCUCCUGGUUCCUCUUUUCCUCCUCAGCAUACUAGCAGCUGCUGUGUGGUAUUUCCCCUUUAUGCUUCUGCCAACCUGGAACUGCAUCAUCAUGAGGAACCAAGAAGUGAUCGAGCAGCCCAUGACAGUGGAGACGCUGCCCCACAGACUGCUGGGAGAAGCACAAAAUUUCAUAAAGAGAAAUGCUGAUCAUCCAUUCCUCCUGUUCUUCUCUUUGGCACACAUCCACACGCCACUCUUCACGACUCCAGCCUUCGCUGGCAAGAGUCGCCACGGUCGCUAUGGUGACAACUUAGAGGAAGUUGACUGGAUUAUAGGUAAAGUUACAGAGACCGUGGAUUCCCUCGGCCUCGCUGACAACACCAUGAUGUAUUUCACAUCAGACCAUGGGGGACACCUGGAGGAUGCCGACCCUCGGAUUGGCCAGAAAGGAGGCUGGAAUGGUAUAUAUAAAGGUGGGAAGGCUAUGGGAGGCUGGGAAGGCGGGAUCAGGGUACCUGGAAUUUUCCGCUGGCCUGGGAGACUGGCAGCAGGAAGGGUGCUGGAAGAACCCACCAGCCUCAUGGAUCUGUACCCCACCUUGAAAUAUUUAGCCGAGGACACAGAGCCAGACCGACAACUAGACGGCCAUAAUCUCAUGCCACUGUUGGAGGGCAAAACUGGGCGAUCUGAGCAUGAAUUCAUGUUCCACUACUGUGGGAUGUACCUCAAUGCUGUGCGCUGGCAUCCACCUGGCAGUGACUCCAUCUUCAAGGUGCACUUAUUCACUCCCAAUUUCUCUCCCCCGGGAGCUGGUGGAUGCUACGACACCAAGGUUUGCCUUUGCCAUGGAGACCACGUGACCCACCACGACCCACCGCUGGUGUACGACCUUUUCCAUGAUCCCUCAGAGUCGAGACCGCUGGCUCCUGAUACCGAGCCCAGAUAUGCAGAAGUCCUUGAGCAGACUGCCAAAGCCGUGGGGAGACACAAAAGCACCCUCACAAACCAACACACAGCUGAUAAAACCCAUUCAAAGGCCAGCACAGACGCACACGGCGUCCAAAACCAGUUGACCUGGGGAAAGAUCCUGUGGAGACCCUGGCUGCAGCCCUGCUGCGGGACUUUUCCCUUCUGUGGGUGCAAAGAGAACACAACAACUUUUUGAGACUAAAACUACAUUGUUUAGAUCUUUGCUUUUAGAUUAGGAUGCAUUCAAGGCACUUAUUGUACCUCAAAGCUCUUUUACAAAAUGGGUUAUAAGUAUGAAGGAUUUCUUUCAUUGAGCAAGUGUUUAACAGAAAGAAAAGAGAAAAUAAUAAGUUAAUUUAAGAUAAUUUAAUUUAAAGAAUUUAAAGAAAUAACUAUUCCUAACUUCUGAAGAAGUGUACAUAACAUACAUAAAGUAAACAUUAUACUUUAGCUCCGUGCAGGUUAGAUAGGGAUCUCCAACUCCCAGAUAUUUUCUGGUUUUUCCAGAAUAACUACUGGGUUCAGGUUAACAGUCUGGCUUGACUGCAGGGGGGCAGAUGUUAUGGUCUCUGUAGCUUCCCUCCUAAACUGGGAGCACACUCAAAAGCAUAAAAAUGUUCACAAGCAUUUUUCUCCAGACUUAUGAAGCUGUGCAUGGUUCUCUUUCAUAAAUAUUAAUAUACAUGAAACUUUUUUCACAUGCUCAACCUCGAUUCCCGCUCUCGUUUUUAGUUAAUACACACUCUCUUCAUUUUAGUCAUCAAAAACACUACUAAACUAAAUAGGCACAGAACAAGUCCCAUUUUACCAUUUUUUUUUGUUAUUGUAGACAAUAUAACAAAAGGGAUCAACUGCACUCUUUAAAAAUAUAUGGAAGGAUUGUAAGCUUGAAUUUCUCUAAAAAUGUGAAGAAUGCACGCACAUUCUUUUGUCUUGUGUGUUUCACUCUUGCUUGUUCAGGAAAACAUGAAAACACGUUUUUUUUGUGUAAACGAAGUUUAUGCAUCCGGCCCCCAGGGCUCUUCCAGCGUUUUAGUGAAGCUACUCAGUUUUCUUGUAGAUGUCUAACUUCAAACAUUCGUCACAAUAAAACAGUCCCUCCCAUGUUUUAUUGUAAGGAUGAUUUAUGUUGAGCUGCUCCACACCGUGUCGAAUCGUACACAUGCUGUUUGGAAUUGUGACCAAAAACCAAUGCUUUUUUUCCCAUCAGAUCCACCAGAUCAGCUUCAUGUGGUCUGAAAAUUGUCCGGAAAAGGUUUUUUUUUUUGUUUUUUUUUACCGCUUACACAGCCUCUGUUGCAUCUGUUGCAACUUUACCAUCUGUUAUCAACACUUUGUUAUUCAGUGGAUGAAGGAUCUGCUUUUUAAUUUAUAGCUUGUGCCUGAGAGAAAGCUAAGAAUAUUUGGAAUCUGUUUAUUACAAUAAAAGGAUUAAUG